AUGAGGCUUUUGUGUUACACAUUUCCAAUGCAUGCACACCCCUCGAUUGAUGCAGGUCGAGGGUGAGCCUAGAAAUGCCGUCAUUCUCAGCAAUUGUCGAGGCUUUCGACAGGACAUUUGUCUAUGAGUAGAGAAUUAAGGUAUCCCCUACCUAUACCCGACCCCACCAAUGAGCGGGCAGGAUUAACUGAUCGCUGAUUCUUAAUCUCGGUCGCCCACGACCGUGGACCCGGACCGCAGCCCCCGAAAGGGUUUUUUACCCUUAUCUGGAAAUCUUCCUUCAGGGCCCUCUGUUGAUCCAAUCAGAUUGGAACCAAAAAAGAGUUUCACAACGAUUCGCGUUUAGCUCUUAAUUUAGUUCGAGGCGGUUUCGCGUUAGCAUUUGAUGGUUUUUUUUUUUUACUUUAGCCUCCCCCCCCGGUUUCCUGAUACGUUUAAAAUUAGCGAAUUGACGUGGAUCGGACUGCCGAAGUUCUGUUUCAUCUAGGAAUGCGUAACACACAAGUUUGCCCUCCAUCAAGGCUGAAACUGUGCUACUUCUCCCCUCCUCUUAUCAACAAGACUGUCACAAGUCAUUCAGUGUCCCCAGUAUGGCCAUGCACUUCAUCCACGGUAACACCAUCCGAGGGAACUCAAAACCCGCCAUCCUGGGACGGCGGGCGAGGUCAUCUUCACACACGGCCGUAGGGCUCACUGCCCCACUAGUCGCCCGUGGCUCAGCCGCAAGCAUUGCUAGUUUAGGUACUCUUGGUUGCAGGAGGCCACCGGAUUUGUCGAAGAAUGAAAACAAGUUCAACGUUUUGACCAGUCCACCAGAAAGGAGAGGCUUCUCGUUCGACAGUGCUCCGUGCCUUGUCCGUAGAAGGUUUGCAGCCUCGAUCUAAAUCUUAGUUGGAGGAACUAAAUCUUAGCUGCAUACGCAGUGACCCUGGACAGGUGAUUCGGUGCCUUAGUGGCUUGGCUGUAUGAUCGCUUAUUCUCUCCAUGGGUGUCCGUGUGUAAAGAUACUUGAGAGAGCCGUCAGACAGGGUUUUGAUGGUCAUAAGGGAAAGGUGGAAAAGCC
Messenger RNA from Aspergillus caelatus, 1063 nucleotides. RefSeq lists its product as uncharacterized. The record is from RefSeq and is a predicted model, not a curated record. The transcript has 3 exons. Lineage: Eukaryota; Fungi; Ascomycota; Eurotiomycetes; Eurotiales; Aspergillaceae. Bases 591 to 884 code for a protein of 97 amino acids.